This is a messenger RNA of Lactuca saligna, 459 nucleotides long. Lineage: Eukaryota; Viridiplantae; Streptophyta; Magnoliopsida; Asterales; Asteraceae. The record is from the annotation of a GenBank genome assembly.
AUGUAUAAGGGUAAAAUUGUUAUUUGGCAGGAAAAGGGUCCAUGGGAGAUGGAAAUUCAGGAAAGAAUCGAGGCAGCUGGGAGGAAGAAAGAAGAAGGAAUUAUUCUUUAUAAAAGUUGUAAAUAUCAAAGAGCAAUUAAAAAAUACAACAAGGCAGUGGAGUAUGUUAGUGAAGAAGGGCAGUUUGGGAAUUAUGAUGAAAAGGUUGUGAAAUCAUUAAGAGUUUCAUGCUGGUUGAAUGUUACUGCUUGUAGCCUUAAAUUAGAUGAUCAAAAAAAUGUUAUCAUCUUAUGUUCAAAGGCGUUGGAGUCUUUUCACAAGACUUUGAAGCAACUUGAAGCUGAGAGUAACAAAAGAGAUGCUAAACUUUAUAGAAAUAUGUUUGCCCAAAUGGCUAACGAUUGUUCUAUACAAACUAAGUCAAGGUCAAAGUCAAAAUCAAACACUAAUAUUGAAUGA